Aedes aegypti (yellow fever mosquito) is the source of this 1124-nucleotide messenger RNA. RefSeq names its product leucine-rich repeat-containing protein 15. Bases 103 to 1089 code for a protein of 328 amino acids. Gene Ontology annotation, molecular function: protein binding. The record is from RefSeq and is a predicted model, not a curated record. Lineage: Eukaryota; Metazoa; Arthropoda; Insecta; Diptera; Culicidae. The transcript is spliced from 2 exons.
CCAAGAAGCAACUCUGUGCUACAGUGUCAGUCUGAAGCCUCACUCAUUGGAAAGAGAACGUAUUUACUGUUGAAUCGAGAUUACGGUGCUGCAGCUGCGAUCAUGGUUGCAUCGGAUUAUCUCCUUCAUAUUUUGCUACUCGCAUUCAUAUCUACAACAUGUGGAGUACGUUACAGUUGCGAGAACGCACCUGAAGAGGAUUUGUACUGUUUUGUAUCGAGUGUCACAGCCGAAACACAUUCUUGCAGGACGGAAUUCCCUGAACAAACUUCCAUACAACUACAGUUUGCUCAUUUGGAAGAACUCUCUGCGCGAAUGAUGUACCGUAUGCCAAAUGUAGAGCGAUUGGAUAUUUUCAAUAGUUAUGUUAGAAACGCCUUCUUGAAACCAGAGCUGAAGUACUUCAGAGUGUCUCGAUGUCAGCUGAAUGAGAUCCAAAUCGAUACAGCAGAAAAGUAUCAAUUGACUGAGCUUCAUUUACCAGAGAACGAGCUGACCAGCAUUCCAAAAGGUCUCAAUCACCUAACCAAUUUGACAUUGAUCGAUUUAUCAAACAACCAUCUUUCAUAUUUGGAUAUGAAACAGUUCAAUGGUUUGGACCAGCUGACAAUCCUGGGUUUGAGCUAUAACAGCAUAAAAGUUGUAUUCGCAACUGGACUCGUUCAACUACCAUCACUGUUGUUUCUCAAUCUCGCUCAUAACAACAUCAACACAAUGGACAUUUCUCGAUGGAAUUUUUCCAGCUUACAAGAACUCGACGUAUCUACCAACAGCUUAGAACGGAUUGACAAUCUGCUGGAGCAGCUACCUUCGCUGGGCAAUAUUAAUUUCGGUGGUAAUCAAUGGAACUGCGCUUGGAGAGAUGAUUUCCUCGAAAAAGCAGAAGGAAGUCUUCAAAUGAUAGGACUCGUCAUGUGUCAGUUGACGGUUGACAUUCACGGAUUAGCUCAAAAGGCUAGACAAGAACAAUCCGUCAAGAAAGCUCUGGCCGAAAACAUUUCUAAUGUAGUGAAAAACCUUACCACAAACGAAAUGGACUUGGGCGAUAUCGUGGAAGACGUUUUCUGUAGAAUCAUCCAAGGCGAAUAAAGUAUGAAUUGGAUUUUCUCCGUUAACAAUCAUAA